CCAAUCAGGUUAAAUAUGCAGGCAAUACUGAGUUACCGAACUGCAGACACAAAUAGGAUAGGGCAGUUUUUAAAAACCUGAUUGUGUAGCCCACUUCAAAUGCUUCUGCUGAUAAUACAGAAUAUUACAUAUUUGAAAUGAAAGGCACCAAGACCCAUAGACAUAUAACCCCUCAAACAUUUGAAUAGUGCUGUCAGUGCUAUGCCAUUGACAUUGCUUCUCCUCGUUUGAAACAGGUUAAACACACAGGCAGGAAAGUUUUCAUUCCAUGAUACCACGUUCUGGACACAUCCAUGCGAAAGAAUGUCCCUGAUGAGCCCAUGUUCUGGAGUUUUUGUUGUUGUAAUUUGCGGCGUUUUAUACCAUUGGGACUUAAAUGAUAUUUUACAUUUAGACUCCACGUAGAAGCUAUACAGCAGGCUAAAAUCUAGGCCACUUCGUUUUUGAUGUAUUUCAACUGGAGUUCUCAUUUUUUCUUUUUCCGGCUGAAGAGGGUGUGGUUUUUCAGAAAGUAAUUUCGUCAGUAUUUUGUACCUCGGUAUUCUUCUCUCGAAACCAACAGGUUAUAGGCUACUACUGUGUUAACCUAUUGAAACAAUUUCACCAGCAUGUGAAACAGAGAGCAAUCUAAACUUGACUAGAAACAGUUACAUGGUGACUCUUCUGAAAGGCAUGACGGACAUUUCGCAGUCAAUCAGACGUCCAACCCAAAGUUUCCCGUAGCCAAGAUAAAUACCAUAUUUCUUCUCUGUCCUCUGCUGCUAACCACCGCCUACUUACUUGCCAUUGGACAACUCCUGUUCAUAUUUUACACACAUCUGUUGCAUUCCAGUAUAUGAGUGGAUGACACCGGUCGGGGAGGCGUGACGACCGAUGACUGUCGGAGGGCACAGGGACCGAGACAGUCGCACGAUCAUCACAUCUUGAAGGUGAAAGAACCUGCCGACUGUCCUGAGUCUCCAGGAGCCGUCUGGUGUAGUCUAAUAAAGUAGGUCUACAGCAGCAGCAGCAGCUUUGAAGAGGAAGAACCACAUGCAUUGUUGCCAGUCUCCUGAAGCUGUCCAGUCAGCAACAACAACAGUCCCCCCCCCGUCAAACUCUCCCUCAUGGCAACGAUCGCUAUGGAGCGGAUUGGGCGUCUGUUCAUCAACCUCCAGCAGGUAAGGGCGUUGCCCCAGAUGCUGACAGAGGCCGCCCCCUCCAUGCCAGGCACGCUACGGGACACCGAAGUUCCCGGAUUCUUCAGAGAGCGCUACAUCCACGCUGGCUACCGACCGCUCCACCAGGGCUGGAGGUACUACUUCCUGUCGCUGUUCCAGCGUCACAACGAGACCAUCAACGUGUGGACCCACCUGCUAGGGUCUCUCCUGGUCCUGGUCAAGUUCCUACAGCUAGCUGAGACGGUGGACUUCAUUGAUGACGCCCACGCCUGGCCCCUCCUCAUUCUCCUGCUGUCCUCCCUGGCCUACAUGGCCUGCAGCACUGUAGCCCACCUCCUGGCUGCCAAAUCAGAGUUCUACCACUACUGCUUCUUCUUCCUGGAUUAUGUAGGAGUGGCUCAGUAUCAGUACGGCAGCGCCGUGGCUCACUUCUACUAUGCUGUGGAACCAAACUACCACCAGUGGGUCUCUCCAGUCUUCAUGCCCACUGCCACCUUCCUUUGCUGCCUGUCCUGCCUGGGCUGCUGCUAUGGGAAGUAUCGCAACUACAGCCUGCGUGUCUGGGUCCGGAAGGUGGGCCAGGUGAUUCCCUCGGCUAUGGCCUAUGCCUGGGAUACUAGUCCGGUGUUCCACCGCCUCCUCCAGUCCCUCUGGACCACGUCGCACAGUGAUGACAUUGCUGCCCCCGCCAGUGGCAUAGUCGUUGACCCGGCUAUAUCCUUCCAUGGGAGCCAGGUAGCCUUCUUCCUGUCCAGUGCGUUCUUCUUCACCAACCCCCUCCCAGAGCGUCUGUUCCCAGGCCACUGUGACUUCCUGGGGCAGGGCCACCAGCUGUUCCACGUCUUCCUGGUUAUCUGUACUCUCUGUCAGAUCCAGGCCUCUCACCUGGACUACUUGGGCCGACGGCCACUCUACACACAGCUACACAGAGAGGGAGCAUCCACUGUCUAUCUGGUGCAGUAUGGAGCCACGCUGGUGGCCUGUGUCUGCAUUGCAGUCUUCAUUGCAAGGAAAGCAAAACGGUUGCUUAACUGCAGAGACAAGUCCAAAUGAACUGGGUAGGUCACUGUGUAGGAGACAUACAAUCACUUCCCUGUGGGCAAAACUGGUUGAAAUGAGUUGACGUUAUUACAGCCAAAAACUUAUGCCCAGUUUUGCCCGCUGGGUUGGUACCAAAGUGAUCAAUGUGGCCUUGUUCGACUCGACACGAACUGCCUUCCUUAGCCUGCUCGAGUUUGCUUCUAUAAUAUAAUGUUUCUCUACAGCACCGGUGUCCUUGACGAUGACAGAAGUAUUGUCUAAUCAUGUCUCAAUGAUUUUGUUACAUUUGUGCUAGUUUUGUUCCAUUAUGUUUUUUUUUACAACAACGUAUGUCUAACUACUGCCAAGAAACAUUGUGAUAUGAGUCCUUGUCAGCACUCAAACAAUGAAAUGAAUUGAUCUUAAAGGGAUAGUUUAUUCACUUUCAAAGUAGGAUUAUGUUGGAAAAGGAAGCAUACUGUGUAGUGGGUGUGGUUCUGAAUAUCAACAAUACUGCUAACUAUGCUUUUUAUAGGAGUUUCACAUUUUAAUGCCAGGCCGAUCAAUCUAUCCACGUCUAGAGCACUUUUAUAGGCAGACAAAUUGACUUACCCACAUUGCACUUUUUCACUGAUGAGAGUAUAAACUGAGUAUUUCUCAUGUGGGGUCACAAAUUAAGGCUGUACUGGACCAAUUGCUGAGAAAGUGUAUUAAUGAAUCCGUCAAUGUAAACCUUCUGUAAGAUUAGACAUGCAUGUACAGUGGCAAGAAAAGUAGGUGAACCCUUUGGAAUUACCUGGAUUUCAAUUUGAUCUUCUAAGUCACAACAAUAGACAAACACAGUCUGGGUAAACUAACACACAAAUGAUUGUAUUUUUCUUGUCUAUAUUGAACACAUAAUUUAAACAUUGAGUGUAGGUUGGAAAAAGUAUGUUAAUCCCUAGGCUAAUGACUUCUCCAAAAGCUAAUUGGAGUCAGGAGUCAGCUAACCUGGAGUCCAAUCAAUGAGAUGAGAUUGGAGAUGUUGGUUAGAGCUGCCUAGCCCUAUUAAUUUUUUUUUUAAACUCACAAUUUGAGUUUGCUGUUCAUAAGAACCAUUGCCUUAUGUGAACCAUGCCUUGUUACCAAUGUAUCUUUAAAAGCCUUGAUGUUCAUCAGUCCACAGUAAGACAAAUUGUCUAUAAAUGGAGAAGGUUCAACACUGUUGCUACUCUCCCUAGGAGUGGACGUUAAGAAUCCUAGAGUGUAAGCUGAAGAAUUACAGAAAUCUCUGGAACACUCUAACAUCUCUGUUAGCGAGUCUAUGAUACAUAAAACACUAAACAAGAAUGGUGUUCAUGGGAGGACACCAUGGAAGAAGCCACUGCUGUCCAAAAAUAACAUUUGCAAACUGGAUUUUCCACAACGCUACUGGCAAAAUAUUCUGUGGACAGAAAGUUGAGUUGUUUGCAAGGAACACACGACACUAUGUGUGGAGAAAAAAAGGGCACAGCUCACCAACAUCAACCUCGUCCCAACUGUAAUGUAUGGUGGAGGGAGCAUCAUGGUUUGGGGCUGCUUUGCUGCCUCAGGACCUGGGCAGCUUGCUAUCAUUUACGGGAAAACGAUUUUGUUUUUGCAGGAGAAUGUAAGGCUAUCUGCCAAUUGAAGCUCAACAGAAGUUGGGUGAUGCAACAGGACAACGAAGAAAAUACGCCUUCUGGAGUGGCCUAGUCAGAGUCCUGACCUCAACCCAAUUGAGAUGCUGAGGCAUGACCUCAGGAGAGCGGUUCACACCAGACAUCCCAAGAAUAUUGCUGAACUGAAACAGUUUUGUAAAGAGGAAUGGUCCAAAAUUCCUCCUGACCAUUGUGCAGGUCUGAUCCGCCACUACAGAAAACGUUCAGUUGAGGUUAUUUCUGCCAAAGGAUGGUCAACCAGUUAAUAAAUCCAAGGGAUCACAUACUUUUUUCCACCCUGCAUUGUGAAUGUUUACACGGUGUGUUCAAUAAAGACAUGAAAACGUAUAAUUGUUUGUGUGUUAUUAGUUUAAACAGACGGUCUAUUGUUGUGACUUAGAUGAAGAUCAGAUAAAACUUGACAGAUUUUAUGCAGAAAUCCAGGUAAUUCCGAAGGGUUCACAUACUUUUCUUGCCACUAUACACACAGUAUAUUUUUAUAGUAAACACCUUGUGUAGUCACUGUAUUAUGUCAACAUGCUCUUGUUGUGCCUUGAGAGUAUUUAUCUUUUACAUAACGGGAGAUGACGAAUCCUAUCACUAGCCUGGUCCCAGAUCUGUUUGUGCUGUCUUGCCAACUCUUAUUGUCAUAGCGCAAACCAAUCUGGAUCCGGGCUAGAUCUAUCACUGAACAAAGCGAAUUAGAAUGUAAACUUUUAUAGUCUUUUCUAUAAUGGGGGGGAGGGUGAAUCUCACGGCUUUUUUUUCUUUGUGUAUUUGUCACUUUGCUGUAACAGUUGUUUUUACUUGCUCACUUUAGUCCUAGAAUAUAUUUGCUUAGUUAGUUAUUCUCUGGUCUGGAAAGGUCCUGACCUUGUGUUGACUGAGUUUUGAAAGCUACUGUGUCAUAUUGAACAUUUUCAAUUGACAUGGUGUCAAAUGAUGUAUGUAACGGUCGUGAUCGUACAGUAAUAGAUGACUAGUUUAUAAUCUGUAAAUUGUUGGUGCGUUUUCCCUGGCUUCCCACUGCCGGGACUGGUAAGCUCUCUCUAUCUAUCUAUCUAUCUAUCUAUCUAUCUAUAUCUAUAUCUAUAUCUAUAUAUAUAUAUAUAUAUAGUGCUGUGAUGCAAUGCAAUCCGGCUUUGUUAAUGUUUACCCUUUGUCCAUUACUCUCUGAUUUCCAAUUGUUUAGAACGCGGCAGAAGUCAUGCUGGAUUGACAGCAUGGUCAAUGUAUUCAACCUAUUCUAGCCCAUGGUGUUGAAUGUUUAUCUUGGAAAAGAGACCUUUAAACCCUGACUUGGACCACACACCCACUCCACUGAAUAGCAGGAUAGUGAUUGCUUUGCAACACUUGCAGUUAGCCACUGCUUCCUUCCAAAACACAACUUGUGUUAUGUUUAUGGCCGAUGAGCACCGAUACGUUGUAUCUAUAAUUUAUCUUCAUAGGAUUGAAAAGGAUUUGCAAGUAGAUUGUUGACGUGAUUCAUUAUGAAGACUGCUUGCUAGCUAAGAUUCAGAAAGUAUGACGUUGACAUGAUCAGUCCAAUCAAAGAUAAAAUGAAUGACCAUGA
This is a messenger RNA of Oncorhynchus keta (chum salmon), 5411 nucleotides long. RefSeq names its product membrane progestin receptor alpha-B-like. NCBI's taxonomy places the organism in Eukaryota, Metazoa, Chordata, Actinopteri, Salmoniformes, Salmonidae. Bases 1107 to 2213 code for a protein of 368 amino acids. Gene Ontology annotation, molecular function: nuclear steroid receptor activity; steroid binding. The transcript has 3 exons. The record is from RefSeq and is a predicted model, not a curated record. Gene Ontology annotation, cellular component: plasma membrane. Gene Ontology annotation, biological process: response to steroid hormone.